Molecule: messenger RNA, 711 nt
Organism: Mauremys mutica (yellowpond turtle)
Lineage: Eukaryota; Metazoa; Chordata; Testudines; Geoemydidae
Product: beta-microseminoprotein-like
Exons: 4
Coding region: 1-543 (180 amino acids)
Source: RefSeq, a predicted model, not a curated record
AUGGGUGAAUCGGUUCAGGAAAACAGUAAGAACCAGCCUGUAUUUCCUGAACCACUUCUGUGCCCUUUGUCCAGGUUCAUAUAUGUUCAUGAAGGCUCCAUCCAUCUCAAUUUCCAGUGCAGCCAGGCUUCUCUCACACUCAGCUACCACCUGAUUGACUGCAAGAGCCAGCAGAAGUGUUUCCUGGGUUUCCUUCUUGCCGUUAGCAUCUUGGUGACACUAUGUGACGCAGCCUGUUAUUAUCUACCAGCUCGCCCACCGAAACCUACUAUAGGUUGUAUUCAAGAUGGAAAACUAUAUAGAUAUGGUGCCACUUGGAUUAAGGACUGCUACCGUUGCAAAUGCGACCAGGGCGGAAUAGGCUGUUGCUCCAUCUUUGCUCAUCCUACUGUCUUUGAUGAAAAGAGAUGUAAACUCAUCUUCCAUAAGGAGUCCUGCAGCUAUUCGAUGGUGCAGAAGGACAAUCCCUCUAAAUCUUGUCCAUUCACAGGCAUGGUUGGUGGAGGAAUAACCUCCUUGGAAGAACCUACCUUCCAGGUUUAAGUCACUCAUGGAAUAAUUCCUUUCUUGGAUCCUAGUAAUUGUAGAUGUGUUUUAAGAUUUGCCACCAGCAUGCUGUACUUUCCCUGUCAACUGUGUAACCUUUCUUCAUUCUUGUAUCUUGGAGAUCAGCAUUGUUUCUAUAUAAUUCUAGGUCUGUCAUCGUAACUG